Didymosphaeria variabile is the source of this 1224-nucleotide messenger RNA. RefSeq lists its product as uncharacterized. Bases 1 to 1224 code for a protein of 407 amino acids. The transcript is spliced from 3 exons. Lineage: Eukaryota; Fungi; Ascomycota; Dothideomycetes; Pleosporales; Didymosphaeriaceae. The record is from RefSeq and is a predicted model, not a curated record. Gene Ontology annotation, molecular function: glucan endo-1,3-alpha-glucosidase activity.
AUGAUCGGAGAGAUUACCGACGAACACACCAAGAAAGAUGUUCAAGAUGCAAUGGAUCUUGGCCUUGACGCAUUCGCGCUCAACAUCAACUCCCUGGACUCCUGGGCGACCGAAACCGUAGAGCGCCUCUUUAAGAACGCCGACGACCUCGGCUUCAAGCUCUUCUUCUCCUUCGACUUCGGCGUGAAUAACUUCGGCGACCCCAGCCAAGUCGUCGACUACCUUAAGCCCUUCCUUUCAAGGCCCUCAUACUACGCCCUCAACGGCAAACAACUCGUCACCACCUUCGGCGGCGAGCAAUUCGACGAUGGCAAAAUCUCACAAUUCAAGUCCAACGUCGGCGGCAACAUCCUCUUCAUCCCAGGCCUCUACAACCAAGCACCAGACGCCAACCUCUUCGGCUCCUUCCCCAGCUACGACGGCGUCUUCGGCUGGAACUCCUGGCCCGCGCAAUCCGCAGGCCUCGUCGAAACCAACGCGUCCACCACCGACGACGCCGUCUGGGCUCAAGCUGUCUCCAACGCUCAGGGCAAGCUGCGCAUCGCAGGCCUCUCCCCCCUAAACUUCAAGCACUACGACGGCCAAAACUGGUACCGCCGCGGCGAGCAGAACCUCGAAGUCCGCAUGGCGGAGCUCCUGAGCGGCGAAAACCAGCCCGACAUGAUCGAGAUCCAGACGUGGAACGACGCUCCUGAAAGCCAUUACAUUGGAAAUAUCUGGGACGAGCCUAACGCGGGGAACACCGAGGCGCAGGGGUGGUACAAGGGGUUUGACCACACGGGGUAUCAGCAGGUGAUUAAGGGGUUUGCGAAGGCGUGGCAUAAUUGCGAGACGGACCUUGCGAACGUGGUGCCUACGAACGGGAAGAACGUACAAGGCGCGUUUUGGCAUCAUACCCUCACCGUUGGUGGAGACUGCAGCGCGGACCCCAAGGGCAAGCCUGAGCCGCUGCCUGCCGAGGACUCUGUCAGCGGUGUCGUGCUCGUUGCGAAGGGCAGCACAGGCCUUGUAGCUGUUGUCAACAACGGCGAGAAGGAGCUUGGCAAGGUGACGCUGAAGGAGGGGUACAACAAGUUCAAGUUCGACAACCUAGGCGCAGGAAAGGUCCAGCUUGAAGUUUGGGAUGGCAGCGAGAUGGUUGCCGGCGGCUACAGCAACCAGACUGUGCAGACGAGCUCGGAUAUUUGCAACUACAACUUCCAGGUUGUGGGUUUCCCGGGGUAA